Molecule: messenger RNA, 869 nt
Organism: Talaromyces proteolyticus
Lineage: Eukaryota; Fungi; Ascomycota; Eurotiomycetes; Eurotiales; Trichocomaceae
Exons: 2
Coding region: 97-753 (218 amino acids)
Source: RefSeq, a predicted model, not a curated record
GUUCAUUCACUCAUCUCUUUGAAUCUUACGUUCGCUUCUAUCUAUCUGAUCUAUAAAACCGACUCUUUCUUUGCUCUUACCAACAAGCCAACAAAAAUGAAGACUAUUGCUCUAGCUCUCUCCAUUCUCUGCGCUGUUGCAACAGCUGCUCCUACUCCCACCAUGGGCCACGGCCUUGUCGAUGUCACUCCAGACAUCCAGGUCGAUAUUAGCCAUGUCGCCAGCAAUGACGAAAUCCUCAGUCCCCGAGGGGAGGCCAACCCUAUCGUUGACAUUCUCAAUGGAGGAAAGGUCAAGGUCGUCAAAAAUCUCGACGACAUUAAUGUUGCUAAGGGACUUGUGUCCGGCGCCAAUGGCCUGAAUGCUCGUAGCUUUGAAGUUGCCGAGAUCCUUGAGGAUGGCACCGCUGCAGUUGCUGGCAAUGGUAAGAACAUCCAUGUCGCUCGCGAAAAUGAAAUCAUUGAUGUUCUACACGAUGGCACUGCUAUUGUAGCAGGAAACGCUCAGAAUAUUCACGUCGCUCGUGGCGAAGUCGCCGAUAUUCUUCACGAUGGCACUGUUGUUGCCGCUGAUAAUGCCAAGAACAUCAAUGUCGCUCGCGACAAUGAAGUCACUGAUGUUCUUGAAGAGGGCACUGCUAUCGUCGCUGGCAAUGGAAAGAAUAUCCACUUUGCUCGUAAUGACAUUGUCGAUGUGCUUCAUAGUGGAAAGGCCAUUGUUGCUGGCAACGCCAAUGACAUUACUGCUGCUUAAGCUAUGAUAGAUUGCCAAUUCAGAUAGCUCCAAGUCUAUCAGGGAUUGAAUAAUCGCUCCAGUACUGUAUAAUUCAGAUUAAUAUAUCAAUGUAAUUAAUGUCUAUAUAAUUCAAC